Messenger RNA from Linum trigynum, 7415 nucleotides. The record is from the annotation of a GenBank genome assembly. Lineage: Eukaryota; Viridiplantae; Streptophyta; Magnoliopsida; Malpighiales; Linaceae.
UACUAUUGGGAAACCAACAACUCCACCACCCAACCCAAUCUUCAAUGUGCGAUCGGUGGAAUUAAAUUAUAUAAUAAUUAUUAAUAAUUAUUUUGAAACCUUCUAGUUGCCUUGAGACCCGGUGAGAAAAUACCAUUUUCGAAAAGUCCCACUCCUCACACUGCUCAAGGCCCUUGAAACCGGCGAGAUUUUUGCUUUCAUUUGAACUAGUGUAGAGCCCGACACGUUGGUCGAGUAGCGUUCCCACAUCAUUACGUCAAUUGCUGGUAGUUGUCUCUUUUACCAACCCCCCCUCCCCCAACCCUACCCCGUCCUCUCACUUACUGAAUCUAUUUUAUUUCAUUUUCUUAAGCCGCUAGAAAGAACAAGCAUAUUCAAUGGUCAAAUUAGAGAGUUGGAGCAACAAUAAAGAAUCACAUCAACAAUUUUCUUCACAUCCCACAUACAAAAUAUAUUGAAAACAAUGAGUGAAAUCUCAUAGCUCAAGGCAAAGGUCUAAAGUCUGGUCUAUGAGCUUUUAAGCCCAGUCUAGGUGGUCCAUGAUUAAAUAUCGACUCCAAUUGCAAAUAACCAAAUUACAGUGGGUGAAUUGCUGAUUAUAAAUUUCUUACCACACUUACUCGGGUAUGUAGACUGCGGGUCACAUGAAUUACUUGGAUUAUAUUUUAUACUAUCGAAUAUUCAUUAUAUUUCCUAAUCACACUACAUUCUAAUCAUCGGCCAACUGCAAGUCUUACCAAACCAAGCGCGACGACAACUGUCACGACCCGAAAUGUCGUGACCGUGUUGAUCGUCUGAAGAACGCUGCCAUCUGGUUGUCUUGCCGUGAGAAGGGUAAAGGAGGCGACAUUAGGGAUAAGGCGUUGUUUGCCUGUGCAUCGCAUCUGGCCGAGUCAGGAUGUGGCUAUGAAAGGGAUCGUUGCAAGAGAAGGCACAACUGGUCGGAGGCUAUUGCCGUCUCCCUGAUGAGCCCAAGGCAGGGCGAAACCAGUUGGCAUGCGUAUGCAGAGAGGCUGGUCUUGAGGAAUGAGUGCACCUCAAGAUGCCGCACGGACUUCGGAAGUCUAUCUCCGUGACAAGUGGUAUCAGAGCCUGGUUAGGCUGAAGAGCCUAGUUCCUCUCUCAGUAUGGCAUAGGUCGUGUAUGGGCCGACCCUAUGCCCGAAUGAGAGGCGGUCCUAGGUGAGCAUAUCAGGCGGUCCGGACGCAGAUUCACAUGUGUUGCGCCGUUGUGGGGGACCUCGACAGGCUGAAGAUGCAGCGGCCGAGAAUGCCGUUCAAACGAGGAACUAACGCUAGCGAGAGCGUAGGGUGAAGGUCGAUUGAGGUACAAACGCUGGGAGUAGCAUAGGGUGAAGGUCGACUGAGGUACUAGCCCAACAGAAGCAAAGAGUAAGGUUGAUGUCGAGGGGCGAAGCGGUAUGUGCGCGGGGCACAACAGGCUAGCGCGAGAACGCGACCGGAGCCUGUCCAUCAGAGGAUGGUAUCGUAUGCGGAUGCCCACAAUUGGUUCGAGAGAGUUGCAAUGCAUGCUGCGGAGAGAAGCAUUCUUCACCAGCACGAGGACGUGCUGCAUUAUGAGUGGUGGAGAAUGUCACGACCCGAAAUGUCGUGACCGUGUUGAUCGUCUGAAAAACGCUGCCAUCUGGUUGUCUUGCCGUGAGAAGGGUAAAGGGGGCGACAUUAGCGAUAAGGCGUUGUCUGCCUGUGCAUCGCAUCUGGCCGAGUCAUGAUGUGGCUAUGAAAGGGAUCGUUGCAAGAGAAGGCACAACUGGUCGGAUGCUAUUGCCGUCUCCCUGAUGAGCCUAAGGCAGGGCGAAACCAGUUGGCAUGCGUAUGCAGAGAGGCUGGUCUUGAGGAAUGAGUGCACCUCAAGACGCCGCACGGAUUUCGGAAGUCUAUGUCCGUGACACAACCCACGGGCUCUUUCCAGGACAAUAAUUGACUAAUUAAUUUUUUAACAAAUAAACAGGUGGCAUUAUAAGAUUGGUCGGGUACUUCACAAAUCCUACGUGGUACUCCUUGUGUAUCCAAUAAUUCCUCACCCGAAUCUAACGCACCCAUCUACCACCUACGUCCAAUUCGAAAAAGAAUGUAAAUGGAUAGCGAAUCACAAUUUUACUAACUCACUAGUAAGGAAGUUGAUCAUUUUCAAACCAAAAUCAACCCAACCCACCCAUUGCCCUCCUCCAUCUAAACUGAGGAUUUUCCCCUUUUAUUUCACAUCUAACUUCUUUCUCUCCACCUUUAUUUCAUACUAGAAUGGGCCCGGCCGGUUGGCCAGGUGAUUUUUUUAUCAUAGUUUGAGUAUGAGGUUGACAAUUCCACUUGGUUUGAACAUUAAUCAGGGCCGGCCAAGAGGGUGUGAUGGCCCGCCCUCCGGCACAGAGCCUCAGAAUAUUAGGGACCUCUACUUAGAUUCGUUAGUUACCGAUCGUAUAUUGUAGGUUGUAUUUUUAGUGUAUGAUUGAUUGAUUGAUUAUGAGUAUGAUGAUGUGUUUAAUAGAUAAUUUUAGCUAUAAUAACAAUUGAAAAGGAUCUCAUGGAGGAUACGAAAAUCUGAAAAAUAAUAGAUAAUUUUAAUUUAAACAAUAUAGAAAGAUAUUGCAUUUUGAAUAAUGUUAUUAUAAUCAUUUUAGUUUUAUUAUAGUUAAAGGUCGAUUUGCACCACGUCUAGAUUUUGAAAUAGGGCCUCCACGAUCUAGUAGACAACCCUGCACCCACCACUCGAUCAAUUUAGACUAUUUUCAUUUCUCCAUUCAAUUUUUUCCUAUAUCCAUUUUCUCUUCCUUCCAGAUUUACUUUCCUCCCUACUAGAGCUGGGAAUUCGGUCUUGGUUUCUUGGUCAAACUGGAAACGAGAUCGUUUAUUCCUGAUGUAAUCUUUUUCUGAACUUAAGUAUUUUUUAUUUACUAAUUUUUAAUUUUGAUAAAUUUGGGGGGGAAAUUAGGGCCACAUUUUAAAUUUUCGAACAGGGCCUCCAAAUAUCAUGGGACGGCCCUGACAUUAAUUGAUAUUUUUUUAUAUGAAUGUUGGACAUUUUUCAAAAUGAAGCACACAAAAAUUUAUUUGACUUCAUAUGCACCUCAUUAUUGAUUCUUGCUAGAGAUUUCUUGACUUCUCUACCUAUUCUUCUCCUAAGUAUCUUCCAAGUAAAUUGGAAGUCUCUUAUAGCAAAACUUUGACAAUAGCCAUAAUAGUUCCAACACUACAUACCAUAUUUGGUUAGUAUGUAAGAAUUUUGUUCAAUGACUUCUUCCUAUAUCUUCAUGGGUUAAUGUUUUUUAAUUUUUAAUGAAAGAUUCGAUCUACCACUGCUUAGGAUGCGUAAAAAGUUUGUGGAAUUAUGGUGGUUCGAGAAACAUAGUUUCCGAAAUUGUGAUUGAUUUGGGAGAAAAAAACUAUUGUAAAGAGUGGCGAAUGGCAACGACUAUAGUAUUUUUGACGAUACAUGUGCAUAAACUUUUGAACCUUAUAUAUAAGGUAAAUAAAUUAUAGCCAGUGACUCCAUCUUUCACUUUAACUAAAAUAUUGGUUGGUUCCUUUUUAUCAUGAAAAUUUUAAGUAGGAGUUGAAAAGAAGAUCAUUUUUCCCCUCAAAGGCAACUUCUACAAUUCGUCGCGACUACUAAAUUUUCUGUGAAACCGCAAAGUAUGAAACGAAAAAUGAUAAUUAGAGUUGAGAUUUCAGUCCUGUGGGGGAAAAUGUGAACAAACUAUCCCGAUUGUCAGCGCGACAUGGUAAAUGGAGAUGCGAGUUUCGGCUUGGAAAAAAAAGACAAUUUCAUUGGUUAUCGACGUAGUUGUUUUAGAUGGAUGGAAGAUGGAAUGGAUGUAACAUAUGUAUUUUACGCGAUGAAAAAUUGAGAUAGCAUUUUCCUAGAACUCUCUUGUUUUUUAAUUUACCAUUAUUUAGCAAUUUUAGAGUACAUUUUCGUCUGAAAAAGUGGUACUUGCAAUCUCUAUAUCAAAGUUAGGGGUGGGCGUUCGUUCGGUUUGAACCGAACCGAACUAGUACAUGCCGAAUUUCCGAAAUUACAUACAUCCCAAUCGAAUUCGAACCGAGCUAUAAUUCGGUUCGGUUCACCCGAACCGAAUUAUAGAUCGGUUCGGUCCGGUUUCAAGGGCCAAACCCGAAAUUCUAGAACCAACCAACCUUAUCUCCCCAAAGAAAAUCUCCACCACACAUUAUCCUUCCCCUCCUUUCACAACCUUAUCUCCGCUCUCUUCCUCAAACCCUCGAUCUCUGACUUCCAUCUCCAGUCUCUCCCUCGAUCUCUCCGUCGUUUUCUCCGACUCCCCCCAACUCUUACUCUACAAGCGUCACAUCUCCCUCUCAACUCGAUCAUCCUCUCCUCUCCCUCUCUCCCAGAAUCCCCCAACUCGACCGACGACCAUCGUCUCUUCUACCCGACUCCUCGACUCCGCCAUUCCCCCAACUCGACCGGCAACCAUAGUCUCUUCUCCCCGACUCCCCGAUUCCCCCAAUCUCGACCAUCAUCCUCUACCUAUCAGACCCAGAACACUCCAGGCCUGCACAAGUCCCGCCGCAUGCAAAACCAAGACUCAGAGUGUCUUCUUCACUUGUUGUUGGCAAAGCGAUUGAAGGGAGGCAAGUCGAAGAUGGCCGCUCAGGCCGCCACUGGUCACUGGAUUUGAUGAAGCAAAGUUUUGUGGUGGUUGGAGAAGGUUGGCAGGCGGACGGCAGUUGCUGAGAAGGUGAGAGGCGAGGGUUGAGUCAGAGACUAGAGGGGAGAGGGGAGAGGGUUGUGGGCUGUAGGAGUUAGGGUUUUGGUAGGGCUUAGUGGGUUAGGUUUCUUUUGGGCUAAGUGGGUUUCAUUUGGGCUUAGGGUGUUGGGGAAUAUGGAUGGAUGUUGGGCUUAUUUAGUAUAUUUUGGUUUUUCGGUCGGAAUUUUGGAAUCUCGGUUCGGUCAAAAAGUCCCUGUUUUCCGAACUAUCCAGAUUUCCCUUCCGAUUUCCGAACCGAAUAGUAGUAUUUUGGUUUCGGUUCGGUUGAGUUUGGUUUCGGUUUGGUUCGGUUUGGGUUUACCGAACUGGAUGCCCACCCCUAAUCAAAGUAGGGAUUCCGAUAAUUUCAUGAUAAACAAAAAUAUCUAUCACUUUCUUCUAUAUACCUAAUUUUUGUUGAAUAUCUUGAUUUCUUUCCACCGCGACUCCAUGUAGUUGGACAUAUCCUUCUAAGCGUAAACUCCACACUUGAAGUAAUGAGAGCUCCCUCCAUGAUCCGCUUCCUCAUAAACAAGAGCUCUGUCAACGUGAAAAGUCCCACUCCGCACACUGCUCAAAGCCCUUGAAACCGGUGAGAUUUUUGCUUUCAUUUGAACUACUGUAAAACCCGGCCCAUUGGCCAGGUAGCGUUCCCAUAUCAUUAUGUCAAUUGCUGGUAAUUGUCUCGUUGAGGGAUGACAAUCAAAACCAUGGUCGUGGGUACCCGACCGCCCCCGACCCAGUCAACGCGGGGAAUCCCCGCUUUGACCGGGUAUGGGGCGGGUAUGGGUAAAACCCGCAAAAAGUUUGAUGGGUAUGGGGCGGUAUGGUUUUGGCCUCCCCCACCCCAUACUCAUACCCAUACUCGCCCCACCAAGAGAAUUUCAUCACAUAUGAAAAAAAUAUGUGGAUUAAUAGUAAUCUAUCAAUGGUGACGAGGAUAACUCGAGUAAAUAAAUAGUAGAAAUGCAAUUGAGUGACCACUUUAAUCAAAAUCUCAUUUAUUUUUCUCAAUUCUCCUUUCACUCUUUCACUUUCCCCAUUGUCAACAAGAUUAUGUUAGUUGAUUAUUACUUAGUAGAUGUAUUAGAGUUAGAAGAUAAUAAUUUGAAAAAUAUUAUACUCUAUAUUAUGUAUUAAUGGAUGUUUUAGGAUCAUAUACUUGAACCUUAUUAAGAAAAUGAUUGUGUUUUGUUGACUUCAUGAUAUAAUAGGUUCAUUUAGAGUUAUAAUUAAAAAAAUUCUUGUAAGUUUUAGGUAUAUUAAUGUUGGAUGUACGGGUACGGGUAUUACCUAUGGGUACCCGAAACCCACGGCUAUGGGGAUGGAUUUGCAAAACAUUCCCCCGUAUGAGUAUGCGGCGGAUAUGAGUUUAGAUAUUUGAAGAUGGGAAUGAUUUAGACAAACUCACCCUAUUGCCAUCCCCAAUCUCGUUAGCUAAAAUUAUUAUAAAUUAUGAUUUCCUUUUGCAAAGACAUUUUACUUUCUUUUACCACCUGCCCCAAAAAAAAAACCCUACCCCGCCCUCUCACUUACUGAAUUUAUUUUAUUUCUUUUUCUUAAGUCGCUAGAAAGAAAAAGCAAAUUCAUAAAUCAAGCUAGAGAGUUGGAGCAACAAUAAACACUCACAUCCCACAUACAAAACAAUGAGUGAAAUCUCAGAGCUCAAAGGCAAAGGUCUAAAGUCUGGUCUAUGGGCUUCUAAGCCCAGUUCAGGUGGUCCAUGAAUAUAUCGACCCCAUUUGCAAAUAAUCAAAAUUACAGUAGGUGGUUGAUUGAUGUGGGUGGAUUGUAGAUUAUAAAUUUUCCUAUCCGCACUUCCUCGGGUUUAUAGAUUGCGGGUCACAUGAAUUACCUGCAGUAUAUUUUUACAUGACGAAAAAUUGUUUCUUGUUUACACUAUCAAAUAUUCAUUAUAUUUCUUAAUCAUACUAUACACUAAUCAUCGGCCAACUGCAAGUCUUACCAAAAGCGUCGACGACAACCCACUAGCUCUUUCCAGGACAAUAAUUGACUAAUUAAUUUUUUAAUAAAUAAACAGGUGGCAUUUAUAAGAUUGGCCGUGUGUACCACAUCACAAAUCCUACGCGGUACUCCUUGUGUAUCCAAUAAUUCCUCACCCGACAAUCUAACGCACCCAUUUGCCACCUGCGUUCAAUUCGAAAAAGAAUGUAAAUGGAUAGCGAAUCACAAUUCUACUAACUCACUAAUAAGCAAGUUGAUCAUUUUUAAAACAAAAUCAACUCAACCCACCCAUUGCCCUCCUCCAUCUAAACUGAGGUUUUUGUUCCUUUCAUUUCACAUCCAAAUAUCCAACUUCUUUCUCUCCACUUUUAUUUCAUUCUAGAAUGGGGCCCGACCGGUUGGCCAGGUGAUUUUUUAUCGUAGUUUGAGUAUGAGGUUGACAAUUCCACUUGAUUAAUUCAUAGAUAUAAAUUUUUCCAUAUGCUUUAUAGAGAUCAAGUGAGGACCUACACAAAUUGCUAACAUUUUAAUUAUAUCUUUUCCACAUGAUCUUAAUGUUAUCAAAGAUUAUGUUAUUUGUUGAGAAUUAAGAAUCAAAAUAUAAAAGUUCUCUAGGCUUAUCAUUGCUAGUUUCUACUUUCUUCAACAUAAUUAUUCACCAAAAAUCAUUUAGCUCCUAAAGUAGGCCUUAUUUGAGGACUCUUAAUAUAACAUACAAAUUUAC